AUGCGAGCUUCUCAGACCCUCAUUGCCCUCAGUGGCAUUAUCGGCCUCGCCCAAGCAGGCCCCUGCAAGCCUCACCCUCCUGCUUCUGUCAUCUCUACCACCAUUGUCAUCAAGAGUGCCAGCAGCACUGCAUCUAUCCCUAAGCCCACCACCACUGCUGCCAAGACCACGACCGUUGAGACCCCCAUCGAGACUCUCAGCACCGACGAGCCCACUACCACCGAGAUCAAGGUCCCCACUACGACCGCUGCUGUCGAGACCAGCGAAACAUCCGCCACCACUGACGUCCCCGUCCCUACCCCCUGCGCCAUCGAGCCCGGAUGUCAAGCCGCCGGCUUCAACGUCGACUACUACAAGAACGUCUUCGAGCGCGGCUACGGAAACGACGAGAUGUCCGUUCCUCCCUCAUACUACAUUACCGAUAACCUCACUCCCCUCGACUCCUCCGUCACAAGCGAGACAUACUUCGCCCAAGACUACAUGGAGGACCUCGCCGGCUACCCCCAGAUCUUCCCUGAUUCCAAAUACGCUGGAAAGGCCUGGUACAUUGGCUACCACCGUACUCUCGCUGGCGGUAUCAAGGUCGAUGCCAACAACUUCACUCUCGUUUACACCGGUUACUACCAAGCUCCCGAGACCGGAACCUACGAGCUCUGCGUCACAGCUGAUAACGCCAACACUCUCUACUUCGGCCAGGGUAACGCUUUCGAGUGCGGUACUGGCGAGACUGACCCUAACGCCCCUGCUCUUGUCCUCACUGCUACCGGCUACCACUUCAACAACCCUACUCAGUGCGGUCACGUUGAUCUCAUUGCUGGACGCCACUACCCUGUUCGCAAUGUCAUGGGCAACAAGAAUGCCGUUUCUGCGUUUGAGUUCUCUGUCAAGACUCCUAGUGGUUCCAAGACUCAUGACUUUGAGGGCCAGGCUUUCCCUGUUGCUUGUGGAAAGAAGAACUAA
Fusarium musae is the source of this 960-nucleotide messenger RNA. RefSeq lists its product as uncharacterized. Lineage: Eukaryota; Fungi; Ascomycota; Sordariomycetes; Hypocreales; Nectriaceae. Bases 1 to 960 code for a protein of 319 amino acids. The transcript is spliced from 2 exons. The record is from RefSeq and is a predicted model, not a curated record.